AUGUUUUCACAAGCUUGGUCGUCUAUCACGUCAGAUAAAUCAUUGGGGUUUGUUAUUAAUAAGGAAAAAAGUGAAUUAAUUCCGUCUACUAUUUGUCAAUUCUUAGGGUUUAGGUUAGAUUCUCGGGCAAUGACCUUAGAAUUAACGCAAAAAAAGAGAGAGCAUAUUUUAGAACUGAUUAAAAAAUUUAAAAUAUUGGACUCUUGUGUAAUACGGGAUUUUGCUUAUAAUAAAUAA
Messenger RNA from Cotesia congregata, 237 nucleotides. The record is from the annotation of a GenBank genome assembly. Lineage: Eukaryota; Metazoa; Arthropoda; Insecta; Hymenoptera; Braconidae.